Molecule: messenger RNA, 2061 nt
Organism: Hemisphaericaspora subhashii
Lineage: Eukaryota; Fungi; Ascomycota; Pichiomycetes; Serinales; Debaryomycetaceae
Gene: QDR3
Product: Qdr3p
Exons: 1
Coding region: 1-2061 (686 amino acids)
Biological process (GO): transmembrane transport; intracellular polyamine homeostasis
Molecular function (GO): polyamine transmembrane transporter activity
Source: RefSeq, a predicted model, not a curated record
AUGACUAGUUCAGAUAAUGAACCAAAACCACAACUGCAACAAAAAUCAACAUCUGUUGAUUCCACGUCAAGCUCCGCACCUCAAGAUUAUGCUCAGCAACCCGAAGAACAGGAUGUACAACAAGAAAAGAUAGGGAAGGACCCCGUUCCGGAAUCGUCCAUACCCAUCUCACCAAUACUUUCACUUGCUUCCAGUGACUUGGAAAAUCCAGACAACCAUCAUCAUCACCAUCAUCACCAUCCACUAACAACAACAUCUCGAGACUCUAGCCUACCACCCGACGGACAUCGUCCCCCUCUCCAUGUCUCUACUGAACCAAUAUCCAGAACCACAUCAAUAGCAACCAACAGAGUACCGAGAAAAGAUAGAAGAGGUCUCUUGGCCCAACUAGUCCUCAUCCCAGAAUAUCAAGAUGCAAGAGACUAUCCCACCAAUGUCAAAUACCUAAUUAUCACAAUCAUCGCAUUCGCAUCCAUCACGGGGCCCAUGGGGACUUCAAUCAUGUUGCCUGCUAUCGAUGCCAUCGUUAUAGAUCUAAAUACCAGUACUUCAGUCGUCAAUAUUUCCGUGGGGAUUUAUUUAUUAUCAUUAGGUAUAUUCCCACUUUGGUGGUCGGCGUUUAGUGAACAGUUCGGAAGAAGAUCUGUAUAUAUGAUUUCCUUUGCUUUGUUUGUUGCAUUUUCCAUUGGGACUGCGUUAUCUCCAAAUAUUGCUUCUUUGAUCAUUUUGAGAGUUUUGCAGGGUGGAAGUUCGGCAUCAGUGCAGGCAGUGGGUGCGGGUACUAUCGCGGAUUUAUUUAUUCCACAAGAGAGAGGAACGGCUAUGGGUUGGUAUUAUUUGGGUCCACUUAUGGGACCUUUUUUGGCACCGAUUUUAGGAGGUAUUGUGUCUGAUGCUUGGGGUUGGAGAGCUACUCAGUGGUUAUUGGUUAUAUUUUCAGGAUGUAAUUUCUGUUCGAUUAUGUUUUUGUUGCCGGAAACAUUAAGACAAGCGGAGAAUUUACAGGCAGUUAGAGAGUUAUUAAAAACUGCGGCUGCAGCUCAACAUGACCAUACCUUAGAGGAGCAGGAAGAAGAAGAUAAGAAUAAUUCCCAUGAUUCUAAUUCUUUGGAUCUGAAUCGUCUUCAACCAGUGUUAACCAACUUAAGUCGAAUGACCACCCACUCAAUAAUGACUGCCUUGGAAGAAGAAGGUCCAGUCAUGGAUCCAGUCACACCUGCAAUCAGUCGAUUCCCCACCAAUAGAUCCACCUACUCAAGAAGAAUCCAACAGGAUUUAGAAAAUGAAACACAAUCCCGAAUAAUAUCAACCAUAUCACUCCCUCAACCACCUAGAUCCAAAUGGGCCACUUUCAAAACCAACUCCUACGAUAUCGUCAUCCGUCCAAUGCAUUCAAUCGUAUUAUUAAAACACCCGCCAGUGGCACUCGUAGUCGCAUAUUCGGCCAUUUCCUUCGCAGUAUUAUAUUUCUUCAAUAUGACAAUCACAUACUCCUAUUCCCGAUCCCCAUACAAUUUCCGAGAAAUCAUAGUUGGAUUAUUAUAUAUCCCCAAUUCCGUCACCUAUAUAAUUGCUUCAAUGUUGGGUGGGAAAUGGAACGAUUAUUUAUUAAACAAAUAUAUCAAAAAACAUGGUGAGGUAGUUCCUGAGGCGAGAAUCUCUUGGAAUGUCGUGGUGGCGGUUAUACUCUUGCCCAUAGCAUGUCUUAUUUUUGGUUGGACUAUUGAAUAUGGUGAGUUCUGGUUGGUGCCUUUGAUCGGAACUGCGUUGUUUGGGUUUGCUACUAUGUUGCUUAUAACUGCAGUCGUUACCUAUUUGGUUGACACAUUACCGGGAAAAGGUGCGACUGGGGUUGCACUUAAUAAUUUAAUAAGACUAGUUCUUGCGGCUAUCGCGACGUUUAUUGUAGAACCAUUAUUGGCAGCAAUUGGACCUGGGAUCUUGUUUUCCAUCCUAAUGGGGAUUCUUACGGUUAGUUCAUUGGUUUUAUGGUAUUUGAAGAGACAUGGGAUGUAUUUUAGAGAAAACUAUGAUAUUUCGAUCUUAUAUGAUAAGUUAUAA